AUGGGAGACGUUAAUUGCAAGCCUGUACUUAUAGGUGAUUUCAAUUCUCGUACUCGAUGUAACCCUGAUUACACUAUACCAGAUAACGACUUGAUAGAAACUCUCGAUAUUGAUGUCAGUGAUGACAUAUACACUUAUUUAUAUGAUUUUGAAAAUCUUUCGAAAUAUGAUGUCCCACUAAAUAGAUCUAGUCAAGACACUAGUGCACCUAGUAGUUACGGGUUAAAGCUCUUAGAAAUGUGCAAAUGUAAUAAUCUCUAUAUUGCUAAUGGUAGAAUAGACCAAGAUAAAAAUAUGCAGUUUGUUUCUACUCAACGAGGAGCCGAAAGACUUGUAUUUGAUGGCUUCGACUAUUACUAUGCAAAACUGCUGGCUAAUGGCAACGGGUCAUGGGAGUGUGUGCUUCGAAGACCAAAAAACUGCAAAGCAAGGAUUCACGCUACUGACGAUCAUGUAGUUUGGCAAUACAUGCAACAUAAUCAUCCACCUGAUAUUGCUGCCUACGUGGUUCGACGACAAGUCAAACACGCAGCUUUAAAUACACCGGUUUCAUUGACCGGCGAAUUUUGGCGAUUGCUUCGCUUAUCUUUAGAAUAA
Messenger RNA from Lottia gigantea (owl limpet), 597 nucleotides. RefSeq lists its product as hypothetical. The record is from RefSeq and is a predicted model, not a curated record. Bases 1 to 597 code for a protein of 198 amino acids. The transcript has 3 exons. NCBI's taxonomy places the organism in Eukaryota, Metazoa, Mollusca, Gastropoda, Lottiidae.